This is a messenger RNA of Aspergillus tubingensis, 264 nucleotides long. Its product is annotated as dihydrodipicolinate synthetase family protein. Lineage: Eukaryota; Fungi; Ascomycota; Eurotiomycetes; Eurotiales; Aspergillaceae. The transcript is spliced from 2 exons. The record is from RefSeq and is a predicted model, not a curated record. Bases 1 to 264 code for a protein of 87 amino acids.
AUGCAUCAAAUGCUCAUCGGUCGCUCCCGACCAGUCGUCGGCAACAUCAGCCAAAGACUGCAGUCGGCGGACCCUACCCAACGACGACGACAUAUCAUGCGGUCGGAUACCUAUCGCAAGGAUAGCUCGGAACCCGGCCAUAUCCCCGUCAGCUCCUUACGCGUGCACGGCGCCGCCUGGGCCGUGGCUGGCGCCAGCAUGUACGCUACCCUGCAUGGGGUCUACAUGAUGCUCAAGUCCUUCCGGCAGAUUCGCUACAUCUAA